Messenger RNA from Selaginella moellendorffii, 2028 nucleotides. Its product is annotated as pentatricopeptide repeat-containing protein At4g02750-like. The transcript has 2 exons. Gene Ontology annotation, molecular function: protein binding. NCBI's taxonomy places the organism in Eukaryota, Viridiplantae, Streptophyta, Lycopodiopsida, Selaginellales, Selaginellaceae. The record is from RefSeq and is a predicted model, not a curated record. Bases 1 to 2028 code for a protein of 675 amino acids.
AUGGAGCGAAUUCAAACUGUGGCUCCGCCACUGAAGAACGAGGACGCGAUCAAGGAUCGCCGCGAGGAGCUGUGCCUGGAGCUUAAGAUCUGCGACAAUCUCGAGCGCGGCAAGAGGAUCCACUCGAUCAUCUCCGGCAGCGAGCAUCACCGGCGCGACAAGCUCCUGGCCAAUUUCCUGAUCCACAUGUAUGGGCGCUGCGGCAGCGUGGAGGGCGCUCGCGCGGUCUUUGAUUCCAUCCCGGAGCCCAAUGUCUUCUCCUGGAACAUGAUCAUCCAGGCGUAUGCCCGCAACCGGCAUAUAGAUUCGGCGCGAGCGCUCUUCGAGAGAGCCCCGCAAACCGAUGUUCUCACCUGGAAUUCCAUGAUCGCCUCGUAUGCCCAGGAGGGAAAACUCACAGAAUCGAAGAACCUUUUUGAUCGGAUGCCCGAGAAGAACGUCGUCUCUUGGAAUUCGAUCUUACAAGCAUAUGCCCAAAACCAGCAACUUACCAAAGCUCAGACCAUCUUUGAGACAAUGCCCGAAUGGAACGUUGUUUCGUGGAACACUUUAAUCUUAGCAUAUGCCCAACAUGGGCAUUUGCAUAAAGCUCAGUUCUUGUUUGAAAAUCUAGAAUUUGCAAACUCAAUCUCGUGGAAUACUAUACUAUCGGGAUAUCUACAAGCUGGAGAUUUCACUAAAGCUAAAGAACUGUUUGAUCGAAUGCCCUUGCCAGAUAUUGUGUCGUGGAACACUUUGGUAUGGGCAUUUGCCCAAGCUGGGCUUUUUGGUAUAGCUUUUAGUUUGUUUAGGCAGAUGCCCGGAUGGGAUUCUGUGACGUGGACGGCCCUGAUUCAAAGUAGCGGCCAUUACCAAAACUGGGAUGGAAUUCGUUACCUGUAUGAUAGAAUGCCAAAGGAAGACAUGGCAGUGUGGAAUUCGCUAUUACUGGCUUAUGCCCACAAUGGGCAUUUUGUUGGAGCGCAUAAGGUAUUUCACGAAAUGCCGCGAUGGAGCCUAACUUCUUGGAACUCAAUGGUAAUUCUCUAUGGUAACUCUGGCGAGUUUGACUCCGCCGAGGGCUUUGUUUCUAUGAUGCCUCAGAGGGACAUAGUGACGUGGACAGUGCUGCUGGCGGCAUAUGCCCAAGCUGGGCGUACGGAAUGCGCCAGGCGCGUGUAUGAGUUUAUGCCCGAGCACAAUGUGGUCAGCUGGAACGCGAUGAUCCAAGCGUACGGACUUAAUGGAUCCUUAGAGAACGCCAGGAGCUUGUUUCACGACACAAUGCGAGACAAGGACAUUGUCUCUUUCACUUCUAUGAUCCAAGCUUACGCGCAGAACAACGAUCUCGAGGCCGCCGUACGAACGUUUGAGAGAAUGCCGUUCUGGGACGUUGUCGCCUGGACGACCAUGAUCACCGUUUACGCUCAGUAUGGAGAUUUGGAGUCGGCAAUAGACGUGUUUAACUCGAUGCCACAGAGGAACUUAGUGACUUGGACGGCUAUGAUCCAAGCUUAUUGCUCCAGAGGCCAUUUGGAGGAGGCCAAGAGUUUGAUGGACAAGCUUCCAGUGUGGAGCAUCACACUGGGUAAUGUUUUGCUGCAAGCAUAUGCCCAGAAUGGUUAUACAGAGCUCACAAGACAAGUCUUUGAUGCCAUGCCCAAAAAGGAUAUAGUCACCUGGACGAGCAUGCUGUCGGCUCACGCUCAAAACAUGGAGCUCUUGGAAGCCGAGAAGCUCUUCUCUGAGAUGCCGGAGUGGAGCUCCACAGUUUGGAACGCGUUGCUGGCCGCUUAUGCUCGCAAUGGAAAGCUGGAAAAAGUGAGAAGAACGUUUGAGAUGGUACCGGAGAAGGAGAUUGCUACCUGGAGUGCGGCUAUCUCGGCUUGCGCGCACUUGGGCGAUGGAAGACAAGCGAUCGAGCUGUUCAAGAGGGUCGAGAACGAAGGCCUCCGAGUGACCGAGGUGUCGUGGCUGGCAGCGAGCACUACUGCUCCAUGGUUGACAUACUUGGUCGCUUGGGAGAACUCGAGAAGGCUGAGGACUUGA